Pararge aegeria (speckled wood butterfly) is the source of this 7260-nucleotide messenger RNA. RefSeq names its product histone deacetylase 4 (gene HDAC4). Gene Ontology annotation, molecular function: histone deacetylase activity. Lineage: Eukaryota; Metazoa; Arthropoda; Insecta; Lepidoptera; Nymphalidae. Gene Ontology annotation, cellular component: histone deacetylase complex. Gene Ontology annotation, biological process: chromatin organization; negative regulation of transcription by RNA polymerase II. The record is from RefSeq and is a predicted model, not a curated record.
CUGUAGUACGUACAUACUUCUAAACGUUGAUCUUUAUUUUCGACGUAAGGAUAGACGUCAAAAGUCAUAACUUGGGUCAAAACAUUCACAAUUCACAUCGAGUUGUUUUGAUAGGAAUUUGUUUUAAAUUUGUUUCUUAAACAUUUUAAAAUGUCCUAAAUAAAGAACAAUGGUGUUUAUAGUGUGUGAAAUACUUUAGUGUAGUGCACUUUGUGAUCAAACCUGCCCACCUUCUCAGAAGUGCAGCUGGUCACUAUCAACAUGGCUGAUGACCCUGAGCAUUCCCCAACCCAUUCAGGUAAUACGAAUGGCGCAAUGUGUAGACAACAUCGUGAUAGUUUUGACGAAGAGAUGGCGCACGAGAGCGCCAGCGGUGCGGAGGGCUCGCCGCACCACACGCCGUCCCCGCCGCACGCGUCGCACCUGCCCGCAGACUCCAGCUUCCACCACCAGAUUAUGCAGAGUCAGAGCCCGAGAAAGAACCAUAUCGCGGAGAGGGCGAAACAGUCUUUAGACAAUAAUUUCCUGUUGCAACUGAAGAAGCAGCAACAGUUGCAACAAGAGAUAUUGUUGCAGCACUUCCAACAGCAGCGGCAGCAGCUGGCCGAGCAGCACCAGCAACAGAUCAGGCAGCAUUUAAAGUUAUGGGAGCAGCAGAAAGCGAUGGAGGAGGCCGCGUUGCGCGAGGCGCGCGAGGCUCGCGAGGCGCGGGAGGCGCGCGAGCGGCACGAGCGAGACCGCGUGGAGCUGCUGCGGAAGAAAGACAAACACGAGCCCAGCGCCAACGCGUCCACGCAAGUCAAGCAGAAGCUACAGGAGUUCUUAAAGAAGAAACAAGCAGCAGCAUGUGCAAACGGAACAAUAAAUAAUUCACCCUACAGAAAUUGGGGUAUAGUAAAAUCGUCAUCAGGGGAGUCCAUAACGUCCACGGGCGCCACGGCCACGGCGCACCCCUACCGGCUUACCGCGCCCUUGCCCCUGACUCUCAACGCCGCGCCCCCGCAGCCCUCGCCCGCGGACUUCCCACUCAGGAAAACUGCGUCGGAGCCCAACAUGCUGAAGGUGCGGCUGAAGGCGCGCGUCAUCGAGCGCCGCGCCUCGCCGCUCGCGCGCCGUCCGCUCAAGACGCGCAUCAAGCACCGCAACUGCGAGGGCGCGUCGCCGCGCGGCUCCCCGCCCGGGCCGCUGGGCGCGCCCAUCCGCGAGGAGGAGGAGGGCGGCCGCGCGCCCGAGCUGCUGUUCUCGUCGCCCUCGCUGCCCAACAUCUCGCUGGGCCGGCCGCACGCCGCGCCGCGCCACGUGCCGCCCGCGCCGCCCGUGAGUGCGCUGCCCUACUGGCUUAGUGUCCGACCGGAGACCGUGAAUAACUUGUCGCGCGCGCAGGUGCCGGGCGCGCUGCCGCCCGUGUCGGAGGCCGAGGCGUACGGCGGCGCGGCGGCGCUGGGGGCGCGCCUGGCCAAGCGCCCGCUGGGCCGCACGCACUCGGCGCCGCUGCCGCUGGGCGACCCCGCGCUGCAGCCGCCCACGGCGCACCACUACCUGCGCGACCAGAUCCGCAAGACGGUGUUGACGCGCGCGCACGACGCGGCCGCCGCGCAGCUGCGCGAGGAGGAGGGCGAGGUCAUCGACCUGACGGCGCGGCGCGCGGGCGAGGCGGGCGCGGCGCCGCUGGCGCGCGCGCUGUCGUCGCCGCUGGUGGGCGCGCGCGCGCCGGCCACGGGGCUGGCCUACGACGCGCUCAUGCUGAAGCACGGCUGCGCGUGCGGCGCGCACGCGCCCACGCACCCCGAGCACGGCGGCCGCCUGCAGUCCGUGUGGGCGCGCCUGUGCGAGACGGGGCUGGCGGCGCGCACGGAGCGCACGCGCGCGCGCAAGGCGUCGCUGGAGGAGCUGCAGAGCGUGCACUCGGAGGCGCACGUGGCGGCGUGGGCGGGGCGCGGCAAGGGCGCCGUGCGGCUCGUGCGCCUGGCGUGCGGCGGCCUGGGCGUGGACGCCGACACGGCCUUCAGCGACGCGCACACGCCGGCCGCCGCGCGCCUGGCCGCCGGCGCGCUGCUGGACCUGGCCUCGCGCACCGCGCGCAACGAGCUGCGCAACGGGUUCGCGAUCGUGCGGCCGCCGGGCCACCACGCCGAGCCCAACCAGGCCAUGGGCUUCUGCUUCUUCAACAACGUGGCCAUCGCGGCGCGCCUGCUGCACACGCGGCUCGGCCUGCAGCGGAUACUCAUCGUGGAUUGGGACGUGCACCACGGCAACGGCACGCAGCAGAUCUUCUACGAGGACCCGCACGUGCUGUACAUGAGCCUGCACCGCCACGACGACGGCAACUUCUUCCCCGGCACGGGCGCCGCCAGCGAGUGCGGCGCGGGGCCCGGCCUGGGCUACACCGUCAACGUGGCGUGGCCCGGCGCGCCGCCGCUGGCCGACGCCGAGUACCUGGCCGCCUUCCGCUCCGUCGUCAUGCCCAUCGCCAAGGAGUACGACCCUGAAAUAGUGCUGGUGUCGUGCGGCUUCGACGCGGCGGGCGGGCACCCCGCGCCGCUGGGCGGCUACAACGUGUCGGCCGCCUGCUUCGCGCACAUGACGCGCGACCUCAUGCAGCUCGCCAACGGAAAGGUGGUGCUGUCGCUGGAGGGCGGCUACGACCUGGCGGCCAUGUGCGACUGCGCGCAGGAGUGCGUGCGCGCGCUGCUGGGCGAGCGCGGCGCCGCGCCCGCGCUGGCCGAGCUGGCGCGCGCGCCCGCCGCGCACGCGCAGGCGGCGCUGCGGGCCGCCAUCGCCGCGCAGGCGCCGCACUGGCCGCAGGUGAAGCGCUACAGCGCGCUGGUGGGGCUGUCGGCGCUGGAGGCGGGCGGCGCGUCGGCGGCUCGCCUGGGCCGCCUGCAGAGCGAGCGCGACGCCGCCGACACGGCCGCCGCCAUGGCCUCGCUGUCCGUGCAGCAGCUGCCCGCGCCGCUGCUGCCGCCGCAGACGCAGCCGCUGGCGCUCAGCAGGUCGGCGGACAGCUCGCGCUCGGUGUCGGAGGAGCCCAUGGAGCAAGACGAGGGCAAGUGAGGGGCGCGCCCGCCCGCUGACACAUUCCGCGCUCCCAGCGAGCCCCGCGCCGCGCCGCCGAGCGCGGCCGAGCGUGGCCGAGCACAGCCGACGCGCUGUGAACGAUCGUUGUAUAUUUGUGGCCGUGUAAUAAUAUGUACAUAUAUGACAGUCGCGGCCUCCCCAGCACCGAGCUCGAGAUGGUCGCCGUGUUCACUGGCUGAGUUUUCUUUAUUCUCGCUGCAACUGCGUUGUGGCCCCGGGCGCGUGGGGACGCCACGUCGGCAUCGAGAUUCGGCGCUGGGGCCAGUUUCCGCGCAGCGACAAGUGUUAUAUGUAUAUUACAUAAAAAUGUCUAUUCGAUGUGAUUCAUAAUGAAUUAGUCUCGGUGAGGCGAACCGUGUGUGUAGAUAAAGGUAAAAUUAAGACAAAUCUUAAUUUGAAAGCUUUAAAACGUAGUAAAAUUGUAAGUGUACAAAAUGAUGUUAUUAUAUAUUUGGAUAUGCUUUUAAGUAUGACUAAGAGGUGUAUUGUGGUGCGGGAGGCGCUACUCCGGUACCUCUCUGGCGCGAUGUCGGCGUGUCGAUAUAACGAGCGAUUGGAGCCGGCUAGCUUGGAUGCCGUCGUUUCAAUGUUUUAUAUUGAAUGUUAUCGCUCGACGCAGAUUUCUAUUUAAAUUUUGUCGGAAAAAUGUUUCAACAUUCCGAAUGCGUCGUAUUGUAUCUUUGUCUAUACCAAAGACUUCAGAUUUGAAAAAUAUGUCUAUAGUGAUUUGUAUAUUGUAUAUUUUGUUAAAGUACGUCCUCGUAGCAACUCGCUGUACCGUGUAAUACUAUUGAAUAGAACGUUGUGUUGUAUUGUUGCGAUUUUAUAGCAAAGUCUAUAGCUAGAAGUAAACCUAUUAAUUAGCCCAGUAUAAAUUGUUAUUUUUGUAUGAGGGGGAAUUUGCGAGAAUUCUCCGUUUCCUUUUAACUUAUUAAAUUGGUGUUGAUAGCCCUUUUUGAGAAGAGAAUAUUUAGCAGAAAAAUAUAUGUAUAUUACGACAGUCUUUGGUCGGUUUUAAUUCGAUGAAUUUCGUGACGCAUCUUUGUUCCUGGACCCGUAGUUCUCUGUGGCAGUUUUUGGAGUGUCGAGGUUGCUUGAAAUGCCUGGCCUGCAUACUCUAUAACAUUGCAAUAGGCUACAGUAUCACCAACUUAUUCUGAAGAUAAGCUGAAACUUUGCGAUUCUUAGAAACGUGGAUAAAAUCAUUUCAGCUCGUUGAUUGGAAGUGAACGGAUAAAUCAUGCAUAAAAAUUGUUAAGUUCUUGAGCACAAUCAAGAAUAUGCUGUAAAAAACGGCAUUGUGCCGAAUGUGUACAUGGUUUUAGAACCAUUUACAAUAAACACAAUUUUCAUAACGUAGUCCAAGAAUCCUUUUGACUUCAUAACAUACCUUUAAUUUAAAAAAGGUGAUGCUGUAAGAACGAAAUGGUUGUUUUGAGUAUACAAUUGUAGUUUUUCAAUUGGUCACGUCUAUGUCAUGUAAAAAUAAUUGUCGUGUACUUUGGCAGUGGGCUCUAUGAGAAUGAACGUGAUUAUUUAAUGAAUAUUUAUUUAGUUUAGAUAUAAUAUGUGAAACAAUAUGCAAGACUUGCCGAAUCGUUACUCUGAAGUAUCUUUGUGCUUUCGAACGAACAGUGAAUGUUCCACUAUGAGACUUCACAGUAAAGUAAUCGAAUGCGGUUAUUAAUCGCCCACUGCGCAGUUUGACUGACAUCGUUAUUUUGACUUGACGCGACCAACUGUUGUGAGAUUGUAAUACAAUAGUGGGACUUAAAUCCUCAAGGUCUUUUAUGCCCAGAGUCAACUAGGUUAUCAAUGGAGCGAUUUUAGUCGUUUUAAAUAAAAUGAAUAUUUCCUAUUCUAAUUACGAUUAAUAUAUAAACUAAUGACCGUUUUCCAGAUAGUGUAUUUUGUAACCUACGAUUAAUGUUUAGCCGUCACAGAUAAUAAAUCUUCGUUGGGAAAUGUAGAUUAUAUUUUAACGGAGUUGCCAUAGAGCAGGGCUAGGACCACAUUUGCAUCAUUCGAAGUAUCGUAUGUCUAGGCUAUACAUAUGUACAGAGUAAAAUUUCAGAAAUUGAGUCGUAAAACAUAGUAUUGUAGUAAAUAUUUGGCGCUUUCUCCUCCGGUCAGUGGGAUGAAGUAUUGUGUAAAGUUAACAACUUUAUUUCGCGCUUGUGCUGCAAGUGUCAUAGAAACAAAUUUAUUAUUGGUAUUGUAUAUUGACCCAGAAAGCUCGGUCACUCAGUGGACGAUGGAGAGGGUAACACUCGGAAUAAGCUCGAAAGACCUACAAUAUCCAAUAGCUCUUCAAGCACAUAGCUCAGAAAACUUUGGUUUGAACUUCGUACUAGGCAGAGUCAUGGUGGAGAGCAGGCUAGUCGCAGGCAACCAGGAGUGCGAUACACCAUACAAGACCUACUGCCAGUAGUUGACGUCCAUUGCAUGAGACGCCAUCUUCAAACUUUAAUAAAGUCAAACAAACCAAAUAACCCAACAUUUUUUCCAACUAGUCAUGCAGCAAACGAGCUACUUUUGCGUUUCUAUGGCUUAAGACUCAUUUCGCAGCGACAUUUCGAAGUCUGUCAUGAUAUAGUGAUAAGCAGUCGACAACGUGAGGAUGAUGGAUACAUAUCCGAUACCUCGGUGAUACAACUGUGGACCGGCUCAAGACGUCCGCCUGAUCGCGGCCUGGAACGAUUUGAAACACAAUUGCGAUGAAACGAGGAUAUGAGCAAUAAAUUAGAGGAAGUUUUGUUUUAUUUAUUGUAAUGUGGUGUAUAUUGUGUAAUUAAACCACGUAUUCACUAGUCUACAAAUGUUUCAAAUAAAAGACAUUACUGUUUUUGUUACAUCGCAUACCUAAAUGUUUCUUAAGUAAGUUAUCAGAGGAUUUUUCCAACGAUUUGACAAACGUGAUUUUAAUCUAUUUAUUUAUAGAUUUAGAGUUAAAAUGGUAAUAGAAAUGUCGCCGGAAACACAUUGAUAUUGAUUGAUGUUUCGGAAACAGAAAUUUGUAAAACAUUAAUUUUGUACUUGAAACAUUGUAUGUUUACUUUUUAUCAUCUAUCAGAUCUAAAAGUUUUUAUAGAUAUUAUAUAAUGUGUUGUUUAAUACAUAUUAAUGGUGAAAGUAUUUAUUUAAAAAAAAACGUUAGUUAUCAGAUGCAUAUAAUGAUGAUUUUUUACUCCAUUAUCACUAGAAAAUAAAUCAAGAUUGGCUUAUAUCCCUCCAACUUUAUACGGUAUAGAAAGGCUAACCGCAUCCAAACUGAAGACGGGUAAUAAAAAUCACCUUAACAAUAGUUGUACGUUAAUGAAUACGUGGCGUUCAUACGUGUUUCAUAACAGUAGUGUUUCAUCCGCCGGCGGGUGAGAAAUUGAUAUAUUUUUGUAUGAGAAGGCUGUCUGUGUUGUAUAUAGGCCGCGGCCGCCGGUCUGCGCUUGGGCUCAUCCUCUGUGACAUUCAAAUCGUAUCACAUUUGUGACAUCCAACUUGACACGACUCGUAUGAUGACUGACAUUGGCGAAGUACCCAGUUGGCACAGACAAAAGCCAUCAACAAGAAUUGAAUUGACUACCAAGUUGAAACUGGCUCUGGAAACUACGUCGUUACUAACCAUCACUGUUAGUAUAACAUGGGUUCGAAAUCGUAGUCAUUUCCAGUAUCGAAACAUCAUAGUAUCACAGUAAAAUUGUACCUAUCUAUCUCAUUUCAAAGCUCAAAUUCGUCCACACUUGUAAAGAGAGCGCGAAACGGUGAAAUAAAAAUAAUUAGAACACUAAUUUGCGAAUGUAAUAAUAAUGUAUGAGAAUGUUAUAAUUUGCAACAUUAGGUCUUUUGCUUUGACUUUGCGAGCGUGUCUCUUAUGCUAAGCAAGUGUUCAAGAAGACGUCACAGAAUUCAUUUUACAGCAUUUUUGAUUUGUAUGUCAUAGAACCGUGGCACAUUUCGCUAGUUGUGUAAACUGUCACAUAUCGACAAAGUCGAAGCGGCAGGCGAGCGCGGGGCCGACGACAGGUCCGGCGAGGCCCGGCGGCCGCGUCUUACGUCGAGGGAUGCGAUCCUUGUACGAUAAACAGAUUUAAACAAUGUUGUAUCUUUGAGAGUUUUAUUGUUAAAGUGGAAAUACAGAUGAAAUAAUUAUUUAAUAAAUGUAUAUAUUAUAUAUAUUUGGAAAUA